This is a messenger RNA of Lactuca sativa (garden lettuce), 1229 nucleotides long. Its product is annotated as protein EXORDIUM-like 2. The record is from RefSeq and is a predicted model, not a curated record. NCBI's taxonomy places the organism in Eukaryota, Viridiplantae, Streptophyta, Magnoliopsida, Asterales, Asteraceae.
UAAUCAACUAAGCGUUAGAACUUAAAAACAACGCGGAUACCUCUUUCUCAACAUGCGUCCCACUUACAAAAUACAAACAUCCCUUCUAUUAUAAUGAAUAUAAAUACUCCCUCUCAUACCUUUCUCUCAUUCAAAAACAACCACCAUGGCUUCAACUUUGCUUUCAAAUUUCACAUUCUUAGCCUCGUUUCUCAUAAUCAUCUCAACCCUAAUCAACCCAUCCUCCGCCACCAUCCCCCGCCGUCUCGCCGUCGUCCAAACACCACCCACAGUCCUCACUUACCACAAAGGCUCCGUCCUCUACGGCAACAUCACCGUUAACCUCCUCUGGUACGGCAAAUUUUCACCCGCACAGAAGUCCAUCAUCAUCGACUUUCUCAAAUCUCUCAACAACCACCUCCCGCCACCUCCUUCCGCCGCUUCAUGGUGGCAGACCACCCGUAGAUACAAAGGCGGGAAAAGGAGCAUACACGUCGGGAAACAACUCGUUGAUGAAAAAUACUCCCUUGGGAAAUUGCUUAAAGAAUCCAAUCUCAUUUCUUUGGCUUCUAAAGCUAAAGGCUUUAACGUCAUCAGCCUGGUGCUCACGGCGGCCGACGUCGGAGUGGCGGGGUUCUGCAUGAACCGCUGCGGGACUCACGGGACUACUCGGGUGAACAAAGGACAUAAUUUCGCAUACGGGUGGGUGGGUAACUCGGCAACUCAGUGUCCGGGUCAAUGUGCCUGGCCUUUUGCUCAGCCGAUGUUUGGCCCAAAAAUGCCAUCGUUGGUGGCGCCCAACGGCGACGUUGGCGUCGACGGCAUGAUAAUCAACCUGGCGGCGGUUCUAGCGGGGACGGUGACGAAUCCGUUUGACGGCGGGUACUUCCAGGGUCCGGCUACUGCUCCAUUGGAGGCGGUUACUGCUUGUACUGGUAUAUUCGGGUCGGGUGCUUUUCCCGGGUACCCGGGAACAGUUUUAACGGAUAAAAAGACGAAAGCUAGCUAUAAUGCGCAAGGCGUGAACAAGAGGAAGUAUUUGUUGCCGGCUAUGUGGGACCCUAAGACUUCCACGUGUAAAACACUCGUGUGAGAUAAGAAUUGGAUAACUACGAGGAUGACGUGUCAUAAUAUGACCUGUCAUUUAAAAUUUAAAUAUAUAUUUGAUUUAUUUGGUUGAUAAAGUACGUGGAGUGAAAAAAUGUAAAAAAACGGUGUAUUGUGUAUUUAUGGUUUCAUUUUUACUUUCA